AUGAAUAAUAGUUAUUGAGUCUUGAACUCUUUGGGAGAUUGCCUGUUUCUCAAAUUACAGGUUUUCUAUCAGUAGUAUUGGCUCCUUCUAUUUCUUUAUAAUAAACAUACCAAAAUCUGAGGGCUUGUGGAUUUCCCACUAUCUAACUUUAUUAACCACCUACCUAUUGAUCAUUAUACAGAAAUACAUACUAUAUAUAACACAUAGGUGGGAUUCUAUCUUCCACAAGUAACACUUCUUUUAUCAUUCUUUGUGAUAUAAUUUUCUCAUUCUUUCUUUCACUUUCAUAUAUGGAUGGAAAUAAUGAUGUAUGCAUUCCGGUUUCUGAGAACAAAUCUGAACAAGUGCAUGGCCAAGUGUCUAUAGAAAAAGAAUUUGACUACUCACAAAGAGGACAGUGGCUGCGUGCUGCUGUUCUGGGAGCCACUGAUGGUCUAGUCUCUGUCUCAUCUCUGAUGAUGGGUGUUGGAGCUGUCAAACAAGAUGCGAGAGCCAUGUUUCUUACAGGCUUUGCUGGCUUAGUUGCAGGUGCAUGCAGUAUGGCAAUAGGUGAGUUUGUUUCAGUCUACUCCCAACGAGAUGUAGAGGUGGCUAAGAUGAAGAGAGAUAAGAAAAUAUCAGGAAACGAGGAGGAAAGUGAGAAGGAAGCACUCCCGAAUCCCAUUCAGGCAGCUGCAGCAUCGGCCCUUGCAUUCAUGUUGGGGGCCAUCAUGCCCUUAUUGGCUGCUGCUUUUAUAGUGGAUCAUAAGGUUAGGCUGGGGGUGGUGGUAGCCACAGUGAGCUUGGGGCUUGUGGUUUUUGGGUGGAUUGGGGCUGUUCUUGGGGGGAGUCCGGUGGUAAAGUCUUGUUUUAGGAUUCUGGUUGGAGGGUGGAUGGCUAUGGCUAUUACUUUUGGACUGACCAUGGGGAUAGGAUCUACUGUCAUGUAGUGUUACACAAGAUUGUAUUUUCACCUUUUUAAUAUAGUACAGUUUGAAGCUUGAA
Molecule: messenger RNA, 984 nt
Organism: Lactuca sativa (garden lettuce)
Lineage: Eukaryota; Viridiplantae; Streptophyta; Magnoliopsida; Asterales; Asteraceae
Product: vacuolar iron transporter homolog 4
Biological process (GO): intracellular manganese ion homeostasis
Molecular function (GO): manganese ion transmembrane transporter activity
Source: RefSeq, a predicted model, not a curated record